Saprolegnia diclina VS20 is the source of this 2066-nucleotide messenger RNA. RefSeq lists its product as hypothetical. The coding region runs from base 29 to 2023 and encodes 664 amino acids. NCBI's taxonomy places the organism in Eukaryota, Oomycota, Saprolegniomycetes, Saprolegniales, Saprolegniaceae. The record is from RefSeq and is a predicted model, not a curated record. Gene Ontology annotation, cellular component: nucleolus. Gene Ontology annotation, biological process: maturation of SSU-rRNA. Gene Ontology annotation, molecular function: RNA binding. The transcript has a single exon.
CAAGCCCAUUCGAUCAGAUCUUGAAGCGAUGGAUGCCACGCAGAUGCUCGAAGUGAAUUGCGGCUGGUCGAGCCGCGGGGCGUCGACCGUCGUGGGCGCGACCUACCUCCAUGGCACCAGCGGCCAGCUCCUCGUGACGGCCUCGGACCAGGUCGUGCGCUGCAACACGGCCAUGUACGCGUCCGGCGUCGCGCUCCAGCUGCAGAGCUGGGACUUCCGCCCCGACAGCGCGCAGGCCAUCACGGUCCCGGCCGUCAAGCACGGCAAGAAGUACAUCUACUAUGCAGUGCGCGGCAAGGCCAAGACCGAGCUCAUCUCGUGGGCGGCCGAAACCACCAAGCUCGACGCGAGCCUGCCGUCGGUCGGUCUCCCGUUCCCGGUGCACCAGCUCUUUACGCACCCGCGCCUCGACGGCGUCAUCCUUGUGACCGUUGGGGGCAGCAUCCACCUCUACAACGGCGCGCUCUCGACGCUCGUGGCUGCGCCGGCCAAAGCGAAAGGCAAGGCCAAAAAGCUCACGACGGUCUUUGCGUCGGUUGACGCCGACGCCGCCGGGCAGCUCUACAUGGCGCUUCUGACCAAGGCCGAGACGUACAACGUGUGCAUCUACACGCUCGACACGACGACCAACAAGGCGGUGUUGCACCGCAAGGACACGCUUUCGUCGACCGACGACUUGACGUCCGGUGCGUUCCACGCCAAGGAUGCGUCGCUCUCGCUCUUGUGGGCGUCCGGUCUCUGGCAAAGCGUGUCGGCCGACGGCGUCAAGGACCUCACGUCGCUCGCUGUCACCGACGGCAAGAAGCGCCGCAAGGUCAGCGCGGUCGCCUACCAAACCUGCGAGGCCGCGCCGCACACGGUCGCGAUCGCGUCCACGUCGGACGUGCGUCUCUGGGACAGCAAGUACGGCGUCUGCCUCUCGACGCACCCGCUCGCGGCCAACUCGCACGGCAACCUCCUCCGUGUGUUUGCCUUUCCGGUGCACAGCCUCGCGCUCGUGUACGAAAAGGCGGUUCUCUUCACGGCGUUCCACGCCCGUCCGUCGACGCUGGCGACGGUGCUCGGCAAGGGCGCGGCGCCCAUGACGACCAGCACGGUGCUCAUCUCGACCAAGGUCGACAACAAGGACGUGCCCUCGGUUGUGCCGGCGCUCGAAGUCGAAACGUGGCCGGCGCAGAUGCUCGUCGGCAACGACGCGCAAAAGGAGGUCCUCGAGCAGCUCACGAACGAGUCGGUGACGCCGACGCGCGACGCGUUCGCUGCUGUCUUUGACAAGUACGUCUUCAAGCACGGCAAGAGCAACAAGGUUCGGGGCGUGCUCUCGCCGCUCUUUGUGACGCAAGUCGCGGCUCGCUGCAUUGCCUCGGCGUCGCUGGGUCUCUGGCGCGAGCUCCGCGUGCUCAUUCGGUCGCGCCACCUCUGCAGCCGGUCGCUGCCGGCGCUCAUCCCGACCUUGCUCGCGCACAAGCAGUGGGGGCUUCUGGACACGAGUCUGCGCUGCCUCGCCGACAUUGACGAAGCCACCAGCAUCCGCAUCGUCAAGUUUGUGCUGCGUCACGCGACGACCGCGAGCGUCGAGCGCUACGAGAAGCUCACCAAGGACGCUAGCGUCAAGACGCCGGCGCAGCUCGUCGAUCACUUUGUCCACCUUGUGGUCAUCUUGCCCAAGACGGAUGUCUUCUUGCAGAAUGCCAUGGCGACGCUGACGCUGCCAGAUGUGCUCGCACUCCUCGCGUUGCUCAAGAAGUGGUACGUGCGCAAGGACGCGGACUUGACGGCGGUCAUCGAGUGGAUGAGCUUGCUCGUCGACGUGCAUUUCACGCGCCUCGUGCUCGAGAGCGACACGCACCAGGAUGCGAUCAACCGUGUGGUCGGCGAGACGCAGGCGCUCGUGGCCCAGCACCUCGACACGUGCACGUUCAUGGCCGACGUCCACGGCGAGCUCGACCAGCUGCUCUCGGGCGCGCGCCUUCCCCAGACGGGCACGGUCCCCGACUACUCGGUCGAGACGGUCGUGCUGUAGAUAGUAACUUAAAAAAUGAUACACAACAUACACUUUCUCUGUA